AUGUCUCACGAAAUGUCCUACAUGGGCCCUCGGGCCUUCAACCAUGAACAAAGCACCGACGCCGAAGCCGAAUACGACCGUCUCCGCGACCUAGCCCGUCAAGAAGCCGCAAAGCGCAACUCAUGUUUCCAACGGAGCCAAGAAGCCUACUCGAGCGGCGACGGCGCCCUGGCCAAGGAGCUCUCCGAACAGGGCAAAGCCCACGGCCGCAAAAUGGACGAGUACAACAAGCGAGCGUCCGAGUUCAUCUUCCGCGAGAAUAACGCCAACGGGCGCGUGCCGGCCGACACGAUCGAUCUGCAUGGGCAGUUCGUCGAGGAGGCGGAGGAUAUCCUCGAGGAGAGGAUCAAAUAUGCCAAGGCGCAUGGGCAGACUCAUCUCCAUGUCAUCGUGGGAAAGGGAAACCACUCCGCCAACCACGUCCAGAAGAUCAAGCCGCGUGUUGAGCAGGUCUGUCGCGAGCUGGGGCUGCAGUAUGCCACCGAGGAGAAUGCGGGACGGAUCUAUGUGAAUCUGACAGGGGGCCCGGCGGAGAUGCCCCCGUCGACUGGACAUGGACAUGGACAGGGACAGGGCUACGGUCAUGGCCAGCAGCCGCACCAGCAACAGCAGCAGGGUGGGCAGCAGCAGGACGAGAUCGAGCAGGUGGUCAAUGCUAUUCUUCCCCGGGUGUUGCGCAAGCUGGAAAAGGCUUGUUGUACAAUUAUGUGA
Aspergillus thermomutatus is the source of this 711-nucleotide messenger RNA. RefSeq names its product Smr domain-containing protein. The transcript is spliced from 4 exons. The record is from RefSeq and is a predicted model, not a curated record. Bases 1 to 711 code for a protein of 236 amino acids. NCBI's taxonomy places the organism in Eukaryota, Fungi, Ascomycota, Eurotiomycetes, Eurotiales, Aspergillaceae.